Molecule: messenger RNA, 2557 nt
Organism: Panonychus citri (citrus red mite)
Lineage: Eukaryota; Metazoa; Arthropoda; Arachnida; Trombidiformes; Tetranychidae
Gene: pAbp
Product: polyadenylate-binding protein 4-like
Exons: 5
Coding region: 253-2400 (715 amino acids)
Cellular component (GO): nucleus; cytosol; ribonucleoprotein complex
Molecular function (GO): poly(A) binding; poly(U) RNA binding; mRNA 3'-UTR binding
Source: RefSeq, a predicted model, not a curated record
GAACGACGAAUGCAUUUCCGAAAGCUUUACUUUCUUUAGUGAAUUCUCUUCUCCACUCUCUGCUUCUUUUUCUCUCUCCCUUUGAAUUUUUUAAGUAUUUGUCUCCACUCUGUUUAAAAACGAACAAGGUGGAGAUUUUAUUAGAAAAAAGAAACGUCUAAAACCAUCAAUCAACAAAAUUGAGAACAAAAAAAUCUAAAAAAAUAGAAAAUAUCCAAAAAAAAGAGUAAAACAAAAAAAAACCCAAAAAAGAUGAACAAUCCUGCUGGACCGAGUUAUCCCAUGGCCUCCUUGUACGUUGGUGAUCUGGCCCCCGAUGUUACCGAAGCCCAGUUAUUUGAAAAAUUCUCAAGUGCUGGACCAGUUCUUUCCAUUCGGGUAUGUCGGGAUAUGAUCACCAGACGAUCUCUUGGCUAUGCUUAUGUUAAUUUUCAACAACCUCCUGAUGCACUCUUUUCUCAUGUAGCUGAAAGAGCUUUGGACACUAUGAACUUUGAUGUCAUUAAUGGUAAACCAAUUCGUAUCAUGUGGUCCCAACGAGAUCCUUCCCUUCGAAAAUCAGGCGUGGGAAAUAUUUUCAUUAAGAAUCUUGACAAAUCAAUUGAUAAUAAGGUUAUGUACGACACAUUCUCCACUUUUGGCAACAUUUUAUCCUGUAAAGUUGCUGUCGACGAGGAAGGAAACUCACGUGGCUAUGGUUUUGUCCAUUUUGAAAAUGAAGAAUCAGCUCUAAACGCCAUUGCUAAGGUCAACUCUAUGUUGUUGAAUGGUAAAAAAGUAUUUGUCGGACGUUUUGUCCCAAGAAAGGAGAGAGAGAAAAUUAUUGGUGAAAAAUCAAAGCGAUUCACCAAUAUUUAUGUCAAAAACUUUGGUGAUGAAAUUGACUCCGACGAAAAGUUGAAAGACAUGUUCGAGGUCUAUGGUAAAGUUGUGUCCUGCAAAGUUAUGGGCGAUGACAAUGGCAAAACCAAAGGAUUUGGAUUUGUCAGCUUUGAAGAACCAGAACAAGCGGAAAAGGCCGUUGACGAUUUGAACGGUAAAGAAUUGAGUGGAGGCAAAACACUUUAUGUAGGCCGAGCUCAAAAGAAAGCUGAAAGACAAGCUGAGCUCAAACGACGAUUUGAGCAAUUGAAAAUGGAGAGAUUGAACCGUUACCAAGGUGUCAAUCUUUAUGUUAAAAAUCUUGAUGACACUAUUGAUGAUGAAAGACUUCGUAAAGAAUUCUCUCCAUUUGGUACAAUCACCAGUGCCAAGGUCAUGACUGAAUCGAAUGCCAGAAGCAAAGGUUUUGGUUUCGUUUGUUUCUCAGCUCCAGAAGAAGCAACCAAAGCUGUAACUGAAAUGAACAAUCGAAUCGUUGGUUCGAAACCUCUUUACGUCGCAUUAGCUCAAAGAAAAGAUGAGAGGAAAGUUCAUCUCAUCACUCAACACAUGCAAAGAGUUGGUGGAGGAAUCAGAAUGCCACCAAUGGCUAAUACCAACUCUGCUGCUGCUGCAGCUCAUCCACAUGCACAUCACCCUCAUCAUCAUCAUCCCAAUUUGGCUCCAGCCGCUGCCAUGUUCCCCAACCACGCUGCAGCCAUCGCUUCACUUGGAGCUCUUGGUAAUGCUGGUCCUCAAGCUGGACAUCAAGGAGCACCUCAGCCAGGUUAUUAUAUUCCAACUAUGGCUCCUCAUCAAAUGCAACAACGUAGUUCUUACUACCAACCUCAAGGUGGACCAUCAGCUCCAGGUCCACAACAAGCACGAAAUCCUAGGUGGCCUGGUGCUCAACAAAUGCCACGUGGUGCUCCCCAAGCCUAUAAUCAAGCCUUGCGUGCUCGUGGUCCAUCAAUGGCCGCUGGUCAAGGCCCACGACCAAAUCAAGUUCCAUCAUCAUCCGGACCCGGUGGAUCAAGACCAAUCACAGGAGGUGCUCAAUCAAUGCCUCAAGGUAUGGGACCUCGAGGGGCACCUCGUGGAGCACCACCAUCUUCCGUCCGAGCAUCAAACACUGGACAACAAUCUGCUAUGGGCAGUUAUAAAUUCAAUUCUCAAAUUAGAAAUCCGCCACCGGUCCAAAUGGCUCCACAGUCUAACAUGCAAGUUGCUCAAGGUGCUCCACAACAAGACGUUCAAUCUGCAGUCCAUGUUCAAGGACAAGAACCACUCACAGCUUCCAUGCUUGCCAAUGCUUCAGAAGCAGAGCAAAAACAAAUGUUGGGUGAACGACUCUUCCCACUUAUUCACGACCUUUACCCUGAGCUCGCUGGAAAAAUCACUGGUAUGCUUUUGGACAUUGACAAUUCUGAGCUACUUCAUAUGUUGGAACAUCAUGAAUCAUUACGAGCUAAAGUUGAAGAAGCCGUCGCUGUCUUACAAGCUCACCAAGCCAAGGAGCUCGCUGCAAUAAAGAAAUAAGUUGAUUGUGAAAACAAGAUCUUGAGAGUGUAAUUGAUUAGUUUUAUCAAUUGAUUUCACCCAAUUACAAUGAAUGUAAAUCGCGAACUGAAUUAACUACAAUCAACAAGAAGAAAGUAAAUAAAAAAUGGACAAUUGAAAAAUUGAAAAUUUGAAA